AGCUGCGGACCGCCCCCACCCAGUUCGCAGAGAGGACAGGCUCCCGGAAUCACGCAGAAGCCAAGCUGGCCGGGGCUCGGGCUGCGGGGGACACCGGGGCUGCCCAGUCCCGCGUCUCCCGCAGCCGGAUCUUGCCCGAGCGCCUCCCGGGUCAGGAGUGGCCCGGGCGGCGUGGGAGGGGCGGCGCGGCCGGCGGUGCGCGGCGCUUCCGGGGAGCUGGGCCUGCUCGCAGCUCUUCCCCGCGGAGCCCGCGCAGCCCGCAUCGCGACUGGGCCCGCGCGCAGGCCUUACACAGGAAGCCCUUCUAAAGAGCUGCCUGCCAGCUGCCCUUGCCCAGAUCCCAAAUAUCCUCCAGGCCAGGUGGAGCAGAGAACAGUCCCUCAGCUGGUCAUGCUGAGCUCAUACCCUGAUGGCGGCUCCAUGAGGUCAAGACUGGGUUUCCUCCCUCCUCCCCCUUUACCAAUGCCUGGUCUCAGGGGGCUAGUUGUGAGCCCCACACUAUGGCAUCAUCGCCCUCCCUCCCAGCUCCUGGCUCGCGGCCUAAGAAGCCUCUAGGCAAGAUGGCUGACUGGUUCAGGCAGACCCUGCUGAAGAAGCCCAAGAAGAUGCCCGACUCCUCAGAAAGUGCACCCAGUGAUGCUUCACAGCCUACCUCACAGGAUAGCUCCGUACCCCCAAGCCACAGCUCAGUCACAUCUCCCAGCCUGCCACCCUCGCAAGCAAGUGACAGCGGCAGUAUUCGCUGGAGCAAAGACUAUGACGUCUGCGUGUGCCACAGUGAAGAAGACCUGGUGGCCGCCCAGAACCUGGUCUCCUACCUGGAAGGCAGCACUGCCAGCCUGCGCUGCUUCCUACAGCUCCGGGAUGCAACCCCAGGUGGCGCCAUCGUGUCCGAACUGUGCCAGGCACUGAGUAGUAGUCACUGCCGCGUGCUGCUCAUCACCCCAGGCUUCCUUCAGGACCCCUGGUGCAAGUACCAGAUGCUGCAGGCCCUGUCCGAUGCCCCGGGGGCCGAGGGCCGAACCAUCCCUCUGCUGUCAGGCCUCAGCAGAGCUGCCUACCCACCUGAGCUCCGAUUCAUGUAUUACGUGGAUGGCAGGGGCCCUGAUGGUGGCUUUCACCAAGUCAAAGAAGCUAUCAUGCGUUAUCUGCAGACACUCAGUUGACACCUUUAUAUCAUGGUACCCCGGAAACUGGAGUAAAGCUGGAAACAGAAAACCCAUCCAGGGCCUCGGAUUCCCAUAGAUGUGACAAGAUGUAUAGGGAGCGAGUCUGCAGCAGUCGGCCCCUGACCCUGGGAUCAGAGCACCCAUCAGGCUUCCAUUACUAAGAAGACCAGGGAGACAUUGGGGACUCCCCCAGGAAGGCCGUGAAGCUGGGGACUCCCCCAAGGAAAGCCAUGAGGAAGCUGGGGACUCCCCAAGAAGGCCAUGAGGAAGCCAGAAAUUGAAGGUGGAAGGAGGUGGUGCUGAUCAGUGAUGGUCAGCAGGGCUUGCCUCCUGACUAACUGGAUGGGAAGCCUGGCACACUCUUGAUAUCCAGUGUCCUGGUACUGGGCACUGGCGUACACUGGUAUUGCUCCAAAAGAGUGACUGAUCAGCAAGAAGCCUAGAUUUUAGGCCUCACCACGGAUGAUCUUCCCAGUUGCCUGGGGAAACCCUGGCAUGGGCAUCAGGAGAAAGCAACAGGAAUCUAGUCCUUCAUACUCACACUACUCUUCCUCUUCCCAGAGACAUUGAUUCACUUCAGAAAGCUGUGGGAAAGAUGCAGUAAGCACUGAACCGUACUUUUUAUUUAUUGCCUAAGUGCCUUUAAAGACAGAAAUCUAGAAGCCAUUUUGAAUAUGGGGAUGGCGGGGUGGAGAAAACAAGUGAAGAGAUGGGAGGCCAGGGCUCAACACCUUCACCUGAGAUCACAAGCCCAUGGAUGCUCUGACAUCUGUGAGCUUCAUCAGGGGUCUGGCUAAAGCUGAUACUUUCACAGUCACCAUCUUCACCUUUGGACUGGGAGGAAUCAACAUUUUUCUUCUGACAGAUGACUGUGUUCCUUAUAGGAUGGGCAAGGUUUCAUUCAUCCGUUCUCAGUAAGUUUGUUGUUGAACUGAAAUGAAUUUCAUUAUUUCCCUCAUUGGGUACUUUUGUGCCCCCUCUCUCACUUCUCCCUAUCAUGACCCCUCUUUUGCUGAAAAAAGCUUAUUUUUUUAUCUCUAGUUCUAGAAAAAUUAUUUUUAAUUAUAUUUUAUUAUUCACAAAAGGACUAACAUAAUUAUGUCCACUCAUGUGCCUACCACCCAGUUUAAGAAGCAAAACCUUAUUAUCCCUACAGUGGUCCCUUUGUGCCCUGAAUUGCAGUCCCCUCUUACCCCACCAGACAUAACCAGUAUUUUGAAUCUUGAACUUCUUGCUUUUAGCUUUUCUCUGUGCAUUUACUACAUAUGUAUGCACCCCCACUGGUGUUUCAUUUAGUUUUACAUGGUUUUAUAUUUUAUGUAAACAGCAUUACAAUGUUUGUAUUCUGCAGAUUCCUUUCCUUAUUCACCAAAUGUUUCUGAGAUUUAUCCAUGCGGAGUCAUAACACACCAGUUAUUAAGAAUCCACUUUCAUCCCACGAUGUAAAUAUGCCACUGUUUAGUCGCACAUUCUUCUUCAAAGGCCUAUUUGUUGUUCCCAGGUUUUUGCUAUUAAAACCAAUGAGCCUCUGAACUUUUUUGAACAUUUCCACGUGCAAGAUUUCCAGGAUUUAGCCUAGAAAAUCCUGCUGGGAUCAGGUGUGGUGGCUCAUGCCUGUAAUCCCAGCACUUUGGGAGGCCGAGACAGGUGGAUCACUUGAGGUCAGGAGUUCGAGACCAGCCUGGCCAACAUGGUGAAACCCUCUACUAAAAAUAUAAAAAUUAGCCAGGCUUGGUGGUGUACACCUGUAAUCCCAGCUACUUGGGAGGCUGAGGCAGGAGAAUUACUUGAACCUUGGAGGCAGAGGUUGCAGUGAGCUGAAAUAUCAAACCUCUACACUCCAGCCUGGGUGACAGAGCAAGACUCCAACUAAAAAAAAAAAAAAAAAAAAAAAAUCCUGUUGUGUAAUAAAUAUAUUGCUGGGUAGUAAAGAAUAUACAUACUGCUUUUCUAGAAGAUGCCAAAGUUUCUUCCAAACUGGCUGUACCAAUUUAUGUUCCUACCAUUUGUGUUUAAGAGUUCCCACUUUUCAUGUUCUUGCUAACACUUAGAAUUAUCAGAUUUUUAAAUGCUUGCUAAUCUGGUGGGUGAAAACUGGUAACCUAUUGUCAUUUUUUUUCCUUUACAUCAUUUUUAUGAAAAAAAAAAAAAAAACAUAUAUAUUAGGCAUAUACUGAAAGGAAAGUUUGAUGAAUCCCUAUGUGCCCGUCAGGUGGCUUCAGCAAUGACCAAGUGUCAGCUAAUAUUUUAUCAGCAAUACUCUACCCAUAUCCCUCAUUCCCCCAGAUCAUUUGAAGCAAAUCUCCGAAAUUAUUUUAUUCCUAAACAUUUAAGUAUGCAUCUCCAAAUUGUAGUUUUUUGUUGUUGUUGUUUCGUUGUUUUUUUGAGAUGAAUUUUUGCUCUUGUUGCCCCAGGUGGAGUACAAGGAUGCAAUCUUGGCUCACUGCAACCUCUGCCUCCCGGGUUCAAGUGAUUCUCCUACCUCAGCCUCCCAAGUAGCUGGGAUUACAGGCACCCACCACCAUGCUCGGCUAAUUUUUUGUAUUUUUAAUAGAGAUGGGAGGUUUCACCAUGUUGGUCAGGCUGGCCUUGAACUCGUGACCUUGGGUGAUCCACCCACCUCGGCCUCCCAAAGUGCUGGGAUUAUAGAUGUAAGCCACCUUGCCUGGCCAAUUAUUAAGUUUUUAAAAGUAUGACAAUAGGCCAGGCAUGGUGGUUCACACCUGAAAUCCCAGCACUUGGGGAGGCCAAGGCAGGAGGAACACUUGAGACCAGGAGUUCAAGACUAAUGUAGUAAAACUCCAUCUCUACAAAAUUAUUUAUUUUUACGAUUUUUUUUUUUUUUGAGAUGGAGUCUCACUCUGUCGCCCAGGCUGGAGUGCAGUGGUGCCAUCUUGGCUCAAUGCAACCUCCAGCUGCUAGGUUCCGGCAAUUCUCCUGCCUCAGCCUCCUGAAUAGCUGGGAUUACAGGUGCCUGCCAUCAUGCCCGGCUAGGUUUUUUUUGUAUUUUUAGUAGAGAUGGGGUUUUGCCAUGUUGGCUAGGCUGGUCUUGAACUCCUGACCUCAAGUGAUCCAUUGCUUUGGCUUCCCAAAAUUCUGGGAUUACAGGCAUGAGCCACCACACCCAGCCCAAAAAUUUUUUAAAAAAAUAAACCAGGUGUCAUGGCAUGUGCCUGUAAUCCAGGCUACUUGGAAGGCUGAGGUAGGAAUCCUGCUUGAGCCCAGAAGGUCAAGGCUGCAGUGAGUGUUGUGAUUGUACCACUGCACUCUCCACACUGGAUGACACAGCAAGACUGUAUUGGGGGAAAAAAAAAAGUAUGACACAGGAGGCUGAGGCAGCAGAAUUGCUUGAACCCAGGAGGCAGAGAUUGCAGUGAGCCAAGAUUGCACCACUGCACUCCAGCCUGGCGCCUGGCGACAGAGCAAGACUCUGUCUCAAAAAAAAAAAAAAAAAAAAAAAGUAUGACAAUUGUAUCUACUGAAGAAGUUGUGUUUUUUUCACUUAAAAAAAUUUUUUUUGGAGACAGAAUCUUGCUCUGUUUGUUGCCCAGGCUGGAGUACAGUGGCAGGAUCUUAGCUCACUGCAACCUCUGCCUUCCAGGUUCAAGUGAUUCUCCUGCCUAAGUCUCCCAAGUAGCUGGGAUUACAGCCGUGUGCCACCACACCCAGCUAUUUUUUGCAUUUUUAGUAGAGACAGGGUUUUACCACGUUGGCCAGGCUGGUCUUGAACUCUUGAAUCAGGUGAUCCACCUGCGUCAGCCUCCCAAAGUGCUGGAAUUACAGGUAUGAACCACCAUCCUCGGCCUAAAAUAGUAUUUUACCUGUUACUUUGUAGUCUGAGUUUUUCGUGUUUUACUCAGGAAUUCUUCUCAUACAUCUGUAUUUUCUUCUAUAUUUCUUUUCAUAUUUAGGUCUUUAAUCCACCUAGAUUUCUUAUUUGAGAAUAACCAUCAUUUAUGAGUCCAUCCUUACCCCCCCUACCAAGUAUGAUGUCACUGCUGUCACAUAUUGUCCUAUGUGGGGGGCUGUUACUGGGUUCUCCAGUCUCCUGUCCUUAACUGUUUGUGUAUCCCUGUGCUGGUGCCAUACUGGCUUGCUUACUGAUGUUUCUAAUAAGCCUUGACCAUUUGUAGGACAAUUCUUCCUGCUCUCUUUUUUUUUGAGACAGAGUUUCGCUGUUGUUACCCAGACUGGAGUGCAAUGGCACGAUCUCGGCUCACCGCAACCUCCGCCUUCUGGGUUCAAGCAAUUCUCCUGCCUGAGCCUCCCGAGUAGCUGGGACUACAGGCACACACCACCAUGCCCAACUAAUUUUUGUAUUUUUAGUAGAGACGGGGUUUCACCUUGUUGACCAGGAUGGUCUCGAUCUCUUGACCUCAGGAUCCACCCACCUCGGCCUCCCAAAGUGCUGGGAUUAUAGGCGUGAGCCACCGCGCCCAGCCCUUCCUGCUCUUAUCCAUGAAAAUCAUUUUGACUUUUCUUCUUCUUUUACUCUUUCAUAUAAUUUUUUUUUUUUUUGAGAUGUAGUUUUGCUCUUGUUGCCCAGGCUGGAAUGCACUGGCACCAUCUCAGCUCACUGCAACCUCUGCCUCCUGGGUUCAAGUGAUUCUCCUGCCUCAGUCUCCCAAGUAGCUGGGAUUACAGGCAUUUGCCACCAUGCCCGGCUACUUUUUUGUAUUUUUAGUAAAGACAGUGUUUUACUAUGUUGGUCAGGCUGGUCUCGAACUCCUGGCCUCAGGUGAUCCACCUGCUUCGGCCUCCCAAAGUGCUAGGAUUACAGGUGUGAGCCACCUUGCCAGGCAUAUAAAUUGUUUAUUCAACCAUGAGGUUUCAGGAAAAAGCCCGUUAGUAUUUUUAUUGGACUUAUAUAGAUUUUAUAGAUUUUGAAAGAACAGAUAUUUUUAUGAGUCUUCCUAUUCACAAAAAUAGUUAUGUCUCCAUUUACUUAUGUAUUUAAGUGUAUUUCAAUAAAGCUUUCUAUAUUUUC
This is a messenger RNA of Callithrix jacchus (white-tufted-ear marmoset), 6156 nucleotides long. It is a transcript of the gene TIRAP, whose product is annotated as TIR domain containing adaptor protein. Gene Ontology annotation, molecular function: Toll-like receptor 2 binding; Toll-like receptor 4 binding. Gene Ontology annotation, biological process: positive regulation of chemokine (C-X-C motif) ligand 2 production; positive regulation of canonical NF-kappaB signal transduction; toll-like receptor 4 signaling pathway. The record is from RefSeq and is a predicted model, not a curated record. Gene Ontology annotation, cellular component: plasma membrane; cytoplasm. NCBI's taxonomy places the organism in Eukaryota, Metazoa, Chordata, Mammalia, Primates, Cebidae.